This is a messenger RNA of Hyaloscypha bicolor E, 760 nucleotides long. RefSeq lists its product as uncharacterized. The transcript is spliced from 2 exons. Bases 49 to 456 code for a protein of 135 amino acids. The record is from RefSeq and is a predicted model, not a curated record. NCBI's taxonomy places the organism in Eukaryota, Fungi, Ascomycota, Leotiomycetes, Helotiales, Hyaloscyphaceae.
CCUGAAACAUACGCACAAAGCACCCUAUUCAACUCUCGAUGAGGCAUCAUGCUUUGCAAUAUUUGCCAGGCAGUAUUCGCCCAGCCUCGCAAGCUCGGCUAUGGAACAUAUUAUCCUUGGGGUCACAAUAGUAAAUCUUUUGCAGAAUCAAGAGAAGCAGGCUGCCACUUAUGCAAUAUUGUGUGGGAGAACAGGAGCUACAGCAGCUCUUACCCUGCAUUCGACGACACUUUUCCGAUUGGCUGCACUUAUGCCUUCAAGGUCUUGAAUCCAACCUGGGCACGGCAUGGACAAGGUUCACAAUGGCUUGUACCUUUUGAUGGGGGUGAGGAGGAUGAUGUAGAUUACAUGUCAAGAUAUCUGAGUGCUGUGGAAAACGACCCAACGGUUAAUCAGCUUGCUCGCCUACUCGAAAACGAAGCGGAAGAGCUUUUUGCUAGACAGGAAUCCUUCUGAAUGGUCAUUGACUUUUAUUGCCCGGGCCCCCGCAUUAUAGUACCGCUUGAUAUUAUGAGGGAUGAUCUCGAAGAUAUGAUGCAGGUCAAUCUCGAUAAGCAGGCUUCCUGUCACGGCCUGGACAAGCUGUGGGAGUGGAAUGUAUGUGUGUGUGGUGUAAAUAUGUAUGAAUGAUGGUGCCCUAAUGGCGGUGAAGAAGCUAUAUACACGCCUGUGCACAGCACGUGACACUUCCACAGGGUCACCAGAAAACCUCCAGCUUGCGAGUACUUGGCUGAAUAACUUCUUGAGAAAUCACCAUUAA